Messenger RNA from Parnassius mnemosyne (clouded apollo), 10701 nucleotides. Lineage: Eukaryota; Metazoa; Arthropoda; Insecta; Lepidoptera; Papilionidae. The record is from the annotation of a GenBank genome assembly.
AUGAAUUUAAUGCGAAAAUUACGGGGAGCUUCCGGCUCUACAUCUUCUGAAACUUCAGAGAGCCCCAACACUUCAUCACACGUACAGCUUGGGCUAAUGCACUUAAAGAAGUUGUUUGCAGAAUACACUCAUCCAUCUCAGUCGCUCACUGAAAGCGAAAAAGAUGACAAAUUAUACAACAUGCUACCACUUUUUUGCAAGGUGUUUGGAACCAGUCCUUCAAGUGAAAUGAAUGAAAAAUUUUGGGAUAUUCUAUCAUUUUGUCAACAAGUUUCGAAACUUAUGGUCUCAGAAAUAAGAAAAAGAGCUAGCAAUCAAAGCACUGUUGCUGCAAGUUGCGCUAUCGCAAAGUUUUUAGAAAUAGAGAAUUCAGAGGAAUCUAGUAAUGGAUGGAUGCUACUAUCAACAUUGAAUCUUCUAGCUGCAGGAGAUCAAUCCUUAAUACAGGUGAUGACAACAGCAGCAAUACCAUCAACCUUAGUAAAAUGUCUAUAUUUGUUUUUUGAUCUUCCUGAAAUUCCUGAUGCCGAGGCUGAUAUUCAGGAUGAAAAUAGUGAGUUCACACCUAGAGAGAGAAGAAUCCUUUUACAGAAGAUAUUUGUACAGGUACUUGUGAGGCUAUGCAGCCAUCCAUUUCCAUGCGAAGAACUUGCAAGGAAGGACGAUUUAAGUCUUUUAUUCUCUGCCAUUACUUCUUGGUGUGCACCAUAUAACAUUAUGUGGAGGAAGUCUGCUGCUGAAGUGUUGAUGACAUUAUCUAGACAUGGACUAACACAAUCAGUAGUUCAGUAUAUACAUAACAAAGGCUGUGUAGCACUUUGCAUAGAAAAUAUGCAAAGAAUACCAGAGCUGACUCCAUUGGAGGUUGUGGAGAUGUUUGUAGCAGUAUUCUGCUUUCUAAAGGACUCGAGUGAAGUUAGUCAAUUACUUCUUGAUGAUUUUCGAUCUUGUCAAGGAUAUCUAUUUCUAUCGGAAUUCUUACUCAAGUUGGAAGAGGAACGCGUAAGCGGCACAGAGGCCAAAGCUGCUUUAAGAAAUCUCGUGUUGAUGAUCUCGUCGCUUUGCGCCUGUGGUUUCUCUGAGCUACGUCCAACCCGUGCCAAUACCGAACUAUUCCAAUUACAAGGCUUUGUGUUGCCACAGCCGUCAACGCCCGGUCAAGCUGUUAGGAAUGUGCAAGCUUUUCAGGUUCUACAAUCGGUAUUUAUAAAAUCGACUUCACCGGCACUUUGCUGUACUAUCCUAGAUGCAAUCUCAAGUGUGUAUCAUGCAGAUAAUGCUAACUACUUCAUACUGGAAAAUCAAAAUACCCUAAGCCAAUUCUCAGAAAAAAUUUACACGAAAAAUGCCGAAAUACAAGAGAAGUUCUUUGAACUGUUGGAGUUCAUAGUUUUUCAAUUGAACUUUGUUCCAUGUAAAGAGUUGAUAUCCUUAUCUUUAUUGUUGAAAGCAAAUAAAUCGAGGAGCUGUAGCAUAUUGUGUAUGAAAACUUUGCUAAAUAUUUUAAAGCACAAUACAAUUUUCAAAGAUGUGUACCGAGAGGUGGGGAUGCUAGAAGUCUUUGUUACCUGUCUGUCCCGUUACGCUGCUUUUCUUAAAGAUAAGCAAAUACUCGAAGAAGAGAAAAAUAAAAAGGAUGUGGUAGAGAACACCCCGAAUGAAUCUCCCGUAGCGCCCGAGAGAAGAAAAAGAUUGUCCUCUAAACAGGAUUCUUUGAUUAAAGACCCAAAUUCUGAUGCAGAGGAGGAAGAAUUGGGAGCUUUAGUAAUGGAAGGACUGACAGCGCUAUUAAAUGGGAAUACAAAUAACUGUAACGUGUUUAGAGAUUGCGGCGGUGCUAAAUGUGUUCAUGGUAUGGUGGUUCAUGAAUCUUGUAGAAGUAAGGCUUUAGGUGUAAUAAGGGAGCUAAUUGUGAGUGGAUCAGGCGAAGAGGACAUGUCUGCACUACUGUGCGGAAUGCACGCAGCACCAAAUGAUGCGCUGCUACUCAAACUUCAUAUUUUAAAAGUGCUACUCACGUGCCUCCGUGAUUCGCACCGAACGAGAACAAUUUUUAGAAAGGUUAGCGGUUUUGUCUACGUCACGAGCGUUCUCGCGUCUCUUGAGGGUAAACUCAAAAGCGACGAGUUUAUGGAUCGAGAUAUGUUGCAGUUAAUACAUAUUGUCUUUUAUACUAUCAGUACAGCAAUGAGGUUCGAGCCAGCCAAUGCUAAAUUUUUCCAUCACGAGAUAUGUAUGACUACAUUAAGUGAAACCAUACGACGGUUGGGAUGCUUCACAAAUGAUACUGAAUUAUUGCAUGACACCGAAAGUGGUGAUCCAGAGUUGUAUGAGGUAUUUCACGAGAUUUUUACGGGAAACAUACUAGAAAUGACUAACCCUGAGAAAGUGCCAGUUGUUUUUGUGCAUGCUUGUAUAGUGUUGAGGUUAUUGUAUGAUGUUGCAUUGGACUCAUUUGACAAGCCCACAUUUUGUGGAUCUCUAAAUGUGAAAUCACCAAGUUUGACCAGACAAAGUUCUGCUAUAAAUGAGACAAAGCCAGCGGGACGUGCGGCUCCAUUAAAUCUUUCUGUAGGCAGUCCAUCGGGGGAAGCUUGGGUGGUACAUUCGGGUGUCGUCAUAGUCCUCGCUAAGUUGCUACCGGCAUUACCGCGUCCGCAUGAGCAUGAAAACUACGCUAGAGCUAUACGUGAUUAUCUUGCUCAUGUGCUCAAGAGUCUAGUUAGAAGCGAGCGCAACCAGCAGGUGAUGUGCGGCGCGGGGCUGGCGGGCACGGCGCUGCGCGUUUGCGGCGCGGCGCUGCGGGCCGAGCGGCACGCGCUGCACGCGCCCGCCAUGUACAUGCUGGAGCGCCUCGCCGCGCACGCGCUGCGCCCCAUCGAGCUGCGCGAAUUCUUGCGAAUGGGCAACCCUUUGAACUGUCUUGCUCCAGAGCCUGGACAAGUCUGUAAACCAGGCGGACCAGUUCCACUCACUAGAAUUAAGACACUCGUAUCUAUGACUACUCCAAGAGAUUACAGAUCGCAAAACUCGUGCACAUUGCCACCAUUCGUAGAAUUUGACAUGUCGGCAGAGGGCUUUGGCUGUCUCUACUUACCAAGUAUAGCUCCGCAAUCUGCCAACCUGAAUGCUCUUGGAACUCAAGAUACUACAACAUUAGGUGGCAUUGGAUCUGGCGAUAGGGUGUUCCCUCCUCAAACGGGUCUAUCAUACUCGACGUGGAUAUGUGUGGAAAAGUAUUCAGAUCCGCGCACUGACCCCCACUGCGUACGUCUGCUGACGCUCGUCCGGAACAUAAACAACAGCCGAGACGAGCAUCUUGUCUGCCUCACCGUUGUGCUUUCCGCCAGAGAUAAAGCCAUCAUCGUGUCUACGCAGGAAACUCUCGUACCUCAUAAUGUAGGAGAAUGGGAACCAGAAGGUUCUGGGGAGUGUGGAGCGCGAGUUUGGUGUCCGGAUCUACAGCACGAGGGGCAGUGGCAUCACCUAGUGCUCGUGCUUAACCGAGCAGUACUAAAGAACUCUUCAUUUUCGCUAUAUUUAGACGGUCAACAUAUGCAUUCUGGCAAACUACACUACGUCAGCGCAAACCCGGGCGGAGGCGCAGCAACGCUUUCGGGUGCUUCCAGCGUGUACUGCGUACUAGGAACGCCGCCUCAAUGGCGACGAUACUCUCGUCUGCUGUGGCGCCAAGGGCCGGCAUUACUGCUAGAGGAAGUUCUGUCAGCACAAACUGUGUCAAUAAUCUACCAACUGGGUCCACACUAUGUAGGCACUCUACAAGCGCCUUUACCACCGGGACAAAAUCAGGAACCACUUCCGCCAUUGGUUGCUGAAGAGAAAGUUGUGUUCGGUAUCAACGCUCGCGCCAUGUCACAGCUCACUUUAGCGAAGAUACGUAAAGUGUACAGUAAAAAUGACAAUAAGGCAAUAGCAAAGCAGCUAGGGAUGUCUUCUCAUGAGAAUGCAACUCCUAUCAGGGUCCUGCAUAACUCGGCCGGUCACCUCAUGGGACCGGCCAGAUGCUUAGGUGGUACAGUUGUGGGUUACUUGGGCGUGAGGGUUUUCUGUCCUAAACCUGCAGCGAUUAUGAUUGAUACUGUCGGCGGUUGUUCAGUAUUACUCGGCUUAAUAGCAAUGGCACAAGACGUGGAGUGCUUAUACGCCGGCGUUAAAGCUCUCGUGUGCGUAAUUCGCUCUAACAAAGCGGCGCAAGCGGAGAUGGACCGACGGAAAGGAUACCAAACACUCGCCAUGUUGUUGAAAAGGAAGAAACAGUUGCUCAACUCUCAUAUAUUGCAUUUAAUAUUCGGAUUAGUUGGCACUGUCGACAGUCAGAAGGAAACUUCUUCUAUUCCCAAUUUGACUGCAUUUCAGGACUUGAUUUGUGAAUUGGAAGUCUGGCUUGGAGCUCCAGGCGGACUUAUAAAGUCUCUACUCGAGCACUUGUUAGAGCUCGCGACUGAAACCGCUCACAGAACGCACAACCUACGCACAAUGCGGGAGCUUCAGCUGGUCUCCAAGCUCCUAUAUAUUAUUAACGAUGUUAAAGUCAUCAGCACAAAAAACGUACUCAUACAACUAUUGGCGGCACUUUUAGGGGGUCAGCCGCGACCCAGUGAUUUAUUAUGUCUCGGACAGUUCAUGGCGUACACAUUACCAUUACCGUCGCAGACUGAGAAAGGAUUGAAUCUGAAAGAGAGCGACAAUGAGAAGGAAUGCGAAGGGGAACAAGUCAUUCUGCGUAAUAAAUGCUUUAAUGUACUACACGGAUUGCUGUUCACAGCACGGAACCUCGUGAACACUAUCGUCUGCGAGGAGAUAUCGCGCGUGCUAGGAAUGGAUUGGCUGUUGAGUUUCAUGCAAGAGAACGUCCAUUCGUCGACGGUUUUGUGGGCAUUAAGAAUACUUGUUAUACUUUGUUCUGGUCAGGGGCAACCAUCUGCUAUAAUGCAAAGGUUCCGCGAGGGCUCGGGCAACGGCGGCUGGCUGCGGCACACGGAGAUGAUCGCGGGCACGCAGCAGGCGGGCGUGGUGCUGCCGGCCGCCGUGCACUCGCUCGCGCACCUGCACGCCGCGCUGCUGCACACCGACGGCUUCACGCUGCUCACGUGGCUGGUGCUGUCGCACCUGGAGAUCCCGGAGCUGUACUACCUGCUGUUCGGGCUGGUGCUGGGGCAGCCGAUGCGCGGCGCGGGCGCGGAGCGCGGCGUGUGCGUGGAGCGCGUGUGGGCGGCGGCGUGGGGCGCGGCCGCGCCGCAGCGCCAGUCGGCGGCCGCGCUCGGCGCGCGCAUCUCGCUGGCCGCCGAGCCCGUCGUCACGCUGCUGGCGGCCGUGCGCGCGCUCGUGCACCCACACGUGCACACGCACGCCGCCGCGCACACGCACGCCGCCGCGCACACGCCGCCCACGCCGCCCGACUGGCUCGCUGACCACCCAGUCGCCAUUGUGCAGGUGUUGUUUUCGCUGUACAAUACGUUACCAGACUUCGUCAGUAUAAUGAUGACUGCCGAAGUACUUACCGCAUUAGCGUCAAUACUCUUCCCACCUAACACCGCAGACGAUAUACAUAUGCCUAUAUGCGAGAGCGGCGACAGUUCGGGCGCGUCCACGCCGGGCUCGGAAAAAGAAGUUGUGAUAGUGAGUGGAGGCGCGCUCACUACGCACCCGGUACGCGCUGGCGUCAUGGACUUCCUCAAAGUCAUUGUGCUGGACUCCUUGUCGCUCACUGUCACCGGCAAGACCUCGCCGGUGAUCGACCUGGUUUUAGACGCCUCACCUCCCAAUUCCACCAGUGAGCAGCAAAUCGAAUACCAGACAGAAGUGUUGACGACUCUAAUGGAGAAUCUAUUAAACACGGAACUUUUCGGAUCUGAGUCUAAUAUUUCCAACGUCUGCUACUUAGCGGCCAGGCUGGUAGAUAAACUGUGGCAAGGUCAGCUGUCUAGAGAUCCUCACGAGGUAUUCGACUUCAUUGUGAAGUUGGUAACUCAAGCAAAGAAAAAGUCGUCGGUGAUAUCUUUGGAGGGCUUACACCACUGUCUCAAUAGAACUAUACUGUACCUACUGUCCCGCUCCACCGACUCAAUAGCUGACCAGAUGUCCGUGCUUGAAGCCUUGCACAAACUUACUACGAAUAGAUUAUUAAUAUUCGGCGCUGGUAAUCACGAACUAGAAUUUAUUGGUUGUCUUACGUACUGUCUACUUCAGUUGAGCGCUAACAUGAAGAUCGUUUUAGACUCGCACAUGCGAACUACGUGGCACGUCAAUCCCAGUGGGGAUUUAGAGUCGAGAGAUGACAGACUGACCACUCAUCAAGGUCGCAACCUGAUGGCGGGCGCGGCGCGGCGCGUGUGGGAGGAGCUGUACGCGUGCAAGAAGCCGGCCAUCGAGGAGGUGUUCAAGGUGACGCUGAGCGCGCCCGCCGCGCACGCGCGCGCGCCCGACCUGCCCGCCGCGCGCGACCAGCUCGCCGCGCCCGCGCACCGCCUCUGGCUCAACUACAUCGACACCGAGCGCAAGGCCGUUUACCGAGUUCCAUGGGAGCUCCAUAAUCAAAUUCAAUCUAAGAUACAAAAGGUGACCGGUGGACUUACACGAUUGGCGUCCAGGACUAAAGUCAAGAAAGAGGACUCUGCCAAACAGCGAUCACAUCCACCCCGAGAACACGCACUCGCAUAUAUGCAGGAUCAUGUGCAAUUGGUUAGGUUAGCGUGGUGCGUGCAGCUGCAGGCGGCGGCCAACACGAGCGCGCACACGUCGCGCUACGUGCAGGCGGAGUGGGCGGGCGCGUGGCGCGAGCUGACGCGCGAGCGCGGCCUGUGGGGCCCGCCGCGCGCCUCGCCGCUCGACAAGUGGGCGCUCGACUGCACCGAGGGCCCCUGCCGCAUGCGCAAGAUGCUGCGCCGCAACCACCACUUCUACCUGCACUACCCCUACCGCCCGGAUCUGCAGCACCCGGAUAACAAACAAUUGAAGUACAAGGUCGCCCAAAGCCUGGACAGUAAAGAAUAUUACAGAGUAUAUCAGCAAUGGCGCACCGCAGGGAAUAGUUUGGGUGAAACAGAUAGCAUUGAAACAUCAGAUAUAGAUAUGUACAAAGAAGAAAUUACGAAUAAUAGGGAUGCUUCCCUCGAUGCUAUCAAUGAAGAAGGUUCACCUUCCGAUCUAGUCAGCAGUGGCGUUGUCAGUCGUGGCAACAAUCAAACUUCCAGCGAAGCGAAUGAGGAUGGUCCAGAUGUUGAGGAUGAAGACGAACAGCAAUCGCCGCCACCUGAUAAUCAGACAUUACUUAGAUUAUUAGAGCACCAUGAAAAGAUUACACAUAUGUUCAGAUGUGCACGGAUACAAGGUCUGGAUACUACCGAAGGACUAUUGUUAUUUGGACGCGAACAUUGCUAUGUUAUAGAUGGAUUCACUAUACUAAAGAACAGAGAGAUUCGAGACUUGGACAGCUGUCCGAAUGAUUAUGAACCAAUCCUCCCUAGUCAAGGUAUUCAGAGGAGUAAUCAAAGACAGUGUUCGAAAUUUUUGUACGAGGACAUAAGAGAAGUCCACAAAAGGCGAUAUUUAUUGCAACCUAUAGCAUUAGAAGUGUUCUCCAGUGACGGUCGAAACUAUUUGCUUGCGUUUCCUAGGAAAAUUCGGAACAAGGUGUACAGCCGGUUCACGGCGCUGGCGACGGGCAUGGCGGACAGCGCGGCCGGCUCGGUGGCGGGGCAGAAGCGCGGCGUGGCCGUGGAGCAGCCCGCCGGCCUGCUCGCCUCGCUCAUCGGCGACACCUCCGUCACGCAGCGCUGGCUCAGGGGCGAAAUUUCAAACUUCCAAUACUUAAUGCACCUGAACACCUUAGCUGGGAGGUCGUACAAUGAUUUGAUGCAGUACCCGGUAUUUCCUUGGAUUCUAGCCGAUUACGACUCCUUAGAACUAGAUCUGACAGAUCCAGCGACGUUCCGAGAUUUGAGUAAACCUAUGGGUGCACAAAGUCCUGAAAGAUUGGAACAGUUUAGAAAAAGAUAUAAGGAAUGGGACGACCCGCAUGGCGAGACCCCGCCAUACCACUACGGCACGCACUACUCCUCUGCCAUGAUCGUGUGCUCGUACCUCGUUCGCAUGGAGCCCUUCACGCAGCAUUUCCUCAGGCUGCAGGGCGGACACUUCGACCUGGCUGACAGAAUGUUUCAUUCCAUAAAAGAGGCGUGGAAUUCAGCAUCACGUCACAACAUGGCAGACGUCAAGGAAUUAAUUCCAGAAUUUUUCUACUUGCCAGAGUUUUUGGUUAACUCAAAUAAUUUUGACCUAGGGUGCAAGCAGUCGGGCGUGGCGCUGGGCGACGUGGUGCUGCCGGCGUGGGCGCGCGGCGACCCGCGCGAGUUCAUCCGCGCGCACCGCGCCGCGCUCGAGUGCGACUACGUGUCGCACCGCCUGCACCACUGGAUCGACCUCGUGUUCGGCUACAAGCAGCAGGGCCAGCCCGCCGUCGACGCCUGCAACCUCUUCCACCACCUCUUCUACGAGGGCAACGUUGACAUAUACAAUAUCGAUGACCCAUUGAAGAAAAAUGCUACAAUUGGCUUUAUAAACAAUUUUGGUCAAAUACCAAAGCAGCUUUUUAAGAAAGCACAUCCUAGUAAGAAAAUGUCUCAACGGAGUUCAACAAUUUUGGAUCCAAACAACAUAAUACCAUCACAAGGCAUAACUCCGCCGGAGAAACUAUUCUUCCACAAUUUGGAAAACUUGAGACCAUCAUUGCAGCCUGUCAAAGAAGUAAAAGGUCCUGUUGGCCAAAUCCUUUACACUGAGAAGGCGAUAUUGGCAGUGGAGCAAAACAAAGUUUUAAUGCCCCCGUCAUACAACAAGUAUGUAGCGUGGGGAUUUGCCGACCAUUCUUUGCGAAUUGGCAACUACGAUAACGACAAAGCGGUGUUCGUUUGUGAGACCGUCGCACAGGCUUGUGGGGAGAUUGUCGCCUGCGUUUGUCCCUCAGCCAAAACCAUUGUAACUGCGGGCACGAGUACGGUGGUGACUGUGUGGCAGUACUGGGCGCGGCGGCGGCGGCUCGCGGUCAAGGUGUGCCUGUACGGGCACGAGGAGGCGGUCACGUGCCUGGCCGCCAGCCCCGCGUACAACCUGGUGGUGAGCGGCAGCCGCGACGGGCAGGCCAUCGUGUGGGACGUGGAGCGCGGCGCCUUCGUGCGCCAGCUGCUGCCGCCGCACCGCCUCGCGCCGCCGCCGCCCGUCUCCGCGCUCGCCAUCGACGACCUCACUGGCGACAUCGCGACGUGCAGCGGCAGCUGGGUGCACGCGUGGUCCAUCAACGGCGAGCUGCUGGGCGGCGCCGACAGCGCGUGCGGCCGCGAGCGCGCGCACCAGCUGCUGUGCGUCGCCUUCAGCCAGGCGCGCGAGUGGGACCCGCUCAACGUCAUCGUCACCGGCUCCAGCGACGGCGUCGUUAGGAUGUGGUCAAUUGACUAUGUGGCUGAAACAGUUGACGACGGAGAAAGUCAAAGCGGGGAAGUCAGUGUUGAUCCGAACACGAAUUCAACAGAUAAUGAGAUAAAGAAAGAUGAGCAAAAACUGAGCGGUCUGGAAAGUGAUGUAUUUACAACUGAAAUUGAAGUGAAGUCUGAUGGAGAAGCUAAGACUGAUGACAUUGAAUCAAAUGAAAGGGAGGCUGCUAUUAAACGAGUGGAGGAGUUAGUUAAGCAGAUGAGUCUUUCGCAGGAGAACGAAGGUAAUCUCACAAAAUCAGGGUCUGAAAGCUCACUUUCGGACGCUUGUGAAACUACCAGUGCCAAAGAAUCGGCUCGGAGACAUGAAGAAAAGGAUACUUGCAGCGAUAAUGACGAACCUCAAUGCUAUCCCGAACAGAAGCAAGACGCCGAUUCUUGCGAGGAAACCAAAGAAGACUAUGAUAAUGAGAAGGACAUAGAUGAAGAGAAGGAAAGUCUUACUCACCGCAGCAAGUUACAAAAGCAAGACAACAUUGUAUUGCGACGGAAAUCAAAGGGGGAUCCACUAUACCGAAAAAGUGGCGGCAGCAUCGGCGAGUCGAGCGAGUCGGGGUCGGUGGAGGCGUGCGGCGGCGCGGAGGGGGGCGAGGGGGGCGAGGCGGGCGAGGCGGUGCUGCGCACCAGCAAGUCCGACACCAGCCUCAGCGACUCCUUCGUGCUGCUGUCCGCGCCCGCCUCGCCCGCGCCGCCCGCGCCGCACGCCGCACCCGCCGCAUCCGCCUCACCCGCCUCUCCCGCCUCACUCGCCGCAGACGCAGAGCGGUGCGUGCGGUGGGCGCGGCGGUUGGUGCUGCGCGGCAAGCUGACCAUGCACACGGCGUACGAGCGGCGCGACAACGCGUGCCCCGCCGCCGUCACCGCCGUGGCCGCCGCGCGCUCCGGCCGCGGCCUGGCCGUCGGCGACGCGCGCGGCCGGAUCUUUCGUUGGUCGGCACCUGAUAUGUCAACUGCAUCAGGCGCCAAAGGCGGUCCCGCUGACCAUUGGAUACGCGAUGACACCGCACCAUUUUGCACGCAAUGUCAGGUGCGGUUCACGGCGCUGGAGCGGCGGCACCACUGCCGCGAGUGCGGCGCCGUGUUCUGCGGCCGCUGCUCGCGCUACGAGGCGCCCGUGCGCCGCCUGCGCGCGCUGCGCCCCGUGCGCGUGUGCCAGCGCUGCCACGACAACAUACACGCGCGCCGCGACUAG